Sinocyclocheilus anshuiensis is the source of this 1751-nucleotide messenger RNA. It is a transcript of the gene snx16, whose product is annotated as sorting nexin 16. The record is from RefSeq and is a predicted model, not a curated record. The coding region runs from base 527 to 1408 and encodes 293 amino acids. Gene Ontology annotation, biological process: protein targeting to lysosome; early endosome to late endosome transport; endosome to lysosome transport. NCBI's taxonomy places the organism in Eukaryota, Metazoa, Chordata, Actinopteri, Cypriniformes, Cyprinidae. The transcript has 8 exons. Gene Ontology annotation, cellular component: early endosome; late endosome. Gene Ontology annotation, molecular function: phosphatidylinositol binding.
CACACACACACACACACACACACACACACACUUCCGUGUCCCGAAUCCACGUGACUGCAGAUCACAAGAGUCUGACCAAUCGGAGAAGUGCCAUGAAACACCGCCUCUUUUGUGCCACGCGACUCAUUUCUGUCACUUCUUCUUCUUCUUCUUCUUCUUGUUGCUUUACGGCGGAUCGCAGACUUAUAAGUGCAUUACCGCCAUUUCUGUCACUUCGACAUUGAUCAAUAUAUUCAUGUGUACAGUUUGUUCAGGGAUUUUACUGUUCGAUUAAAACGAAACAAACCUUGAAAACAGAACAUAUUGCAUCAGUCCAGUGCGACCGAAGCGAUUUUUGAACCGAUAUUAGUUAUUAGCUAUUUUUUUUGUUUGUUUCAAGCGUACCAUGCGCAUCAUCUCCGCCGUGGCGUGAUGACGUUUUUCCGGCCGAGCGUCAGACGGUGGAUGGAGGAAUAACAGCGAGCAAAACAUACAGACGACUGCUCGUGUGUCUCCGCAGGCCGUGACUGCGACCGUGUGUGGAGCGAUGGCCACACCGUUUGUUCCGGUACCCGUGCCCAUUGAGCGCGCUCCGCGGGCGGACCGUAGGAGAGAGAGAGCCGCGGCUCCGGACAGAUGCCCGAGUCCCGUCACCCGCGCCAGGCUCAACGGCACCGAGCGCUCGGUGGAAUAUUCCAGCUACCCGCUUCCAGAGACUCCGGGACAGAGCUGGGAGGAGCGGCCUAUCACGCCCACCGUGCUGGGGUACGAGGUGAUGGAGGAGAGGGCCAAAUUCACAGUCUAUAAGGUUCUGGUGAGGAAGACUUUGGACGAGAGCUGGGUCGUGUUCAGACGCUAUACUGACUUCUCAAGACUCAACGACAAGCUGAAGGAGAUGUUUCCGGGGUUCAGACUGUCUCUUCCUCCGAAGCGCUGGUUCAAAGACAACUAUGAGACGGAGUUCUUGGAGGACAGACAGCUGGGCCUGCAGGCCUUCCUCCAGAACCUCGUGGCACACAAAGACAUCGCCAACUGUGUGGCGGUUCGGGAGUUCUUGUGUCUGGAUGAUCCUCCCGGCCCGUUUGACAGUCUGGAGGAGAGUCGGGCGUUCUGUGAAACUCUGGAGGAGUGUAACUACAGGCUUCAGAAGGAACUUCUUGAUAAACAGCGAGAGAUAAACUGCUUAAAGAAAACACUGGACGAGAAAGAGCGCCACAUUCAGAUGCUGGAAGGACGAAUCAACGGGGACGUUCUCACUCCAGACAGUCCGUGUUGUGCGUCCGGAGCGGGCAGCAACUGUAGUCUGGACGUGGAGUCUUCUGCUGCGGAGGCCGAUCAGGAGCUGCAGGAUGAAAGCCAACAAAGGACUGGAGAAGGGAUACGGGAAGAAGAUGAAGUGACGCGGCGCUGCUCUCGCCAUCGACUGUGAUUUAAACUCCAUUGAACUCUACUUUCUUCACGUUUACAGCAAUAUCACGAACGUUUGUUUCUGUCCUGUUUGUCUCAGUUGCUUCUGAUCAUCCGUCUCCAGUUCAUGCUUCUUGAGUUGAUGGCUCUGACAACAACAGUUAUGUAAAUAUAGCACUGAUGUUCAGAGGAUCGUGGAUGGACUGAGAAAUAUUUUCGGUGGUGGAUUUUCCAAUGUUAUGAUCAUUAGAAAUGUAUUUAAUAAAAGAGGCUUCUUUGUGUCAGCUGAUGUGAGUCUGAAUCAGUGUUGGGGAGUAACUAGUUAGAUGUAAUGGAAUUAUGUAAUUUAAUUACAAAAUAAAUGC